AUGCAGCCUUUACAUAGCUGCCAGCAUGUCAGGCCGUUUAAACAAAGAAAGAGUUUUGCAACCAGAGUGGAAGAAGUUGCAGGCAUUCGAGGGAAAUUUCCAACAAAAGUUCCAGUAAUUGUUGAAAGAUAUCAGAAAGAAAAAUAUCUUCCUCUGCUAGACAAAACAAAGUUUCUUGUACCUCAAGAGCUGACCAUGACGCAGUUUAUAACCAUCAUUAGAAGCAGAAUGGCACUGAGUGCUACUCAAGCCUUCUACCUGCUGGUAAACAACAAGAGUUUAGCCAGUAUGUCUCUCACCCUGGCCGAAGUAUACCGGGAUUACAAAGAUGAAGAUGGCUUUGUAUACAUGACUUAUGCUUCCCAGGAGAUGUUUGGAGGCUUCUUAUCCAUUGUCAAAGCACAAUAUAAGGAAUGUCUCCUAAAAACAUAA
Molecule: messenger RNA, 432 nt
Organism: Elgaria multicarinata webbii
Lineage: Eukaryota; Metazoa; Chordata; Lepidosauria; Squamata; Anguidae
Gene: MAP1LC3C
Product: microtubule associated protein 1 light chain 3 gamma
Exons: 4
Coding region: 1-432 (143 amino acids)
Biological process (GO): autophagy of mitochondrion; autophagosome maturation; cellular response to nitrogen starvation
Cellular component (GO): autophagosome; cytosol; autophagosome membrane
Molecular function (GO): ubiquitin protein ligase binding
Source: RefSeq, a predicted model, not a curated record